Brugia malayi is the source of this 714-nucleotide messenger RNA. RefSeq lists its product as uncharacterized. Bases 1 to 714 code for a protein of 237 amino acids. Lineage: Eukaryota; Metazoa; Nematoda; Chromadorea; Rhabditida; Onchocercidae. Gene Ontology annotation, biological process: G protein-coupled receptor signaling pathway. Gene Ontology annotation, cellular component: membrane. The record is from RefSeq and is a predicted model, not a curated record. The transcript has 5 exons. Gene Ontology annotation, molecular function: G protein-coupled receptor activity.
AUGACAAUCGUAGAGCCAAGUUAUGUGGAAGAUAUGUUCGCACUAUUUUGUAUUGUUGUAGUAUCAUUGUUUGGCUUUAUCAGCAAUGGCUUAUCACUUCAUAUCACAAUCACAAAUUCACAUUUUCGGAAUGCUUAUGGCACUCUUUGUACGGCGGUUUUGUUGUGUAAUAUACAAACGAUAGCAGUUAUACUAAUUUGGGGAGCUGUUGUCCUACUAACGCAUUCUCGAGAAUUAUCAUCACCAACAUCUUCCAUUGCUUUAAUUCCCGGAUGUUUGGCAAAUGUGUCACUUUACGGGGCGGUAGUAGUGAAUUUGUUAAUUACAAUGAAUCGAUAUUGCGCACUUGCAUAUCCUUUAAAAUAUCACAAUUUCUGGUCUAUACCGAAAGCUCGUCGAGCAGGAAUUAUUGCCUAUCUUCUUGGAUUUCUACCGUGUCUUCCAAAUAUUCUCGGACCGUGUACUCCCAUUUUUAAUGCGAAAUUGAAUUACUGUUGGACUUAUUCCGACACAACCUGUGGACAAUUCAAUUCCGUUUUUGAUGUAAUAAUAGUUACAUCAUCUUCAGUGAUAAUGGGAUGUAUCAAUUUUGCAACGUUUAUCAAAAUGCGGAAUCACUAUAAAUUAAAAACAGUUCCAAUGAUGAGAAACAAUUUUACUGGGCGGCGUAAACUCGAUCUCUUAUUUUUUAAACAAGUAAGGCAAUGGGUAUAG